AUGUCUGCAUGCGUCUGUUGAUGACGACAUAUUUUCGAGUGACUCACUCUCAUCUUACUUGUUCAGCUAUUUAAUAGGAAUCUUGAAAAAGAUGGAAUUUAGUUAAGUAACAGCGUUGGCCUGUGUAAGAACAGCUACUGAGCUUUUCCAUUCUUCUAACCACACGACGGGAUAAUUAGGACAUCCAUGUCAAAUUUCUAAUAACUUGUUCGUCAAAGUCUAGAAUUUCCUGUUUGAGGUACAUUUAAAUUCGCUAAUAAACACAUAAGCCAUGUUCCAGUAUCAUAAUGGCCCCAAUUUUUGGCAAGGGAUUUUAUAGGUUCAUAACACAUGCACAGGUGCAGAUUACAAGUGCAGCGGUUUGAAUUGUAGUGGUCAGCUUUAAACGCGAAGUGCAUCACAAAACCAGCAAUUUUAAGUAGCGUAUAUAGUUUGCGAAGGUUGUGUGUAAAUCAAGAAUAAUCAACGCGGGUGCCGCUUUAUAGGGACGUGCAUCUACACAUUCGCCUGUUACGUUCGGCAAGCUGAAUCCCAGGUGCAUCUGUUUAUGCUCUUUUUUGAAAAUAGAAACGAAAUAUUUAGACGGUAGUUCGGACAUUGAGUUCUAACUCAUUACACUCUGACCAGUUUCGUGAAAACAAACGAGUUCAUUAUGUUCUUUGGAAGCGUGGGCCUUUUGAUCUUUCUGCAUAUGUACUGUGCUACGACAAUGUUCCCAAAACACAUGCUUCGAUACCCCGACGUGAUCCGGCAGUUUCGUGAUGCAGACCCAUGGUUCUUAAAAUCCCUUCCCGAUUUCAAUAAAUUUUUCGUGUCUCAAAUUUCUGUUCAAAAAAUAAAUCAUUCGGGGGAGAGCAUCUACAUCAACAAAGAGCUCAUGGAAAUCGACGUCAAGUACGGCAAGAUCGAAGAAUAUCGCAGCACAAUCGCAGGCAUAUACGGCAUUUUAUAUCAGGGCAUCGACACAAUUGGGAACGGUCUUUCUUACGACAAAGCACUCGUUACCUUUAAUGUGAGCAUGCCUUUCGAUGAAGAACCCAAUGCUAGGCUGGAAAUUGGUUCGAGUUUCCCGGGCAUCUUUGAAGUGAUAGCUAUGGGCACGACAAACUAUGUCCCUGUGAAAAACAUCUGGAAACUGCACUCUAUACCGCUACUAGUGACUGAAGAAGGUCGUUACUUCAAUAUUAGCUUGGACUUCAUUACGGUUUCGCUCAAGUCGAAUGAAGGUAAGGUUUUUAUUGACAAUCAGAUCAGCGGUUACUUGAACCUGGAGUGGAACAUCAAAAGUAACUCGGUUUUGCUGUACGGAAUGCCUGGAGUCGGCGAACUUGACCCACACAACACAAUCAUGAUCAAUUUCAAAAAAGAACCUCAGUGCUUGUAUCGGCAACAGGAAUGCUCACAAAUUAAGGUAAAUAUAAAAUCUGAGCUUUGGAACUCAGGUUAUACCGUUAGGCCUUCAUUUGAAGCCACAUUUGCAACAGAAUUCUCUUUGGUUGACGAUCGGAUAUCAGCAGCCAAAUGUAUAGCGGAACUGUACGGUGUUCAAAUUAUGGAUUUACAUGGACUGCAAUUUGUCAGCCAGAAACUCGAAAGACAGGCUAAAGGACCAUCAGUUGUCGUAUCUAAAAUGAAUGGAACGAUCCUUCAUAAGCACCUUGAUUGUGACAUUAUACAAAGAAUAAAAGAAAUGAAAUAUCCCGCGAGGUUACCGCAAUGCGAGUGGUCGUUGCUUUCACUUAAACAUGAUUUGAAUUACGGGAAGAAGAGAUGUGAUCAUUUCGAGAGCUUUCAUCCUAAAGAAAUAGGCAAACCGGACCGUGGCGACCCGACUAGAUAUGGCGACGGAUUAAGCGUUGCCUCGGCAAAUGCAGAUGGACAGUUACGACUUAUGAAAGUGAUAGGAUCAUCAAUGAGAUCAUACACUACUGUGGCGGAAAUAGAAGGGACAGAGAAAAAUUUGAUACCACAUUCUGCCGGCGAACACGAAAAUGGCGGGAGUGAAAACUCUACUGAAGCCGCAACCCCAUCAAACCCAAAACCUUCAUGGGGCGAACUGCAUGAUAUACCCUACAAGUCACGCCUAGUCCAUCUUACCAUCAUUUUUAGUGCUCUAGCAGGCGUCGCAAUAACCGCAUUUAUUAGCGUGCUCUGUUAUUAUUGGCGUCGGGAUUUACGUAGCUACCCUCCGCAUCAUUCGUGAUCUCAAAUGUUAUCUGAAAAAAGAAGCAAACGUUUUAUAAUCGAAUCAAGUUUUUAUAUUGGCGUCGCCUCAGAAGAACCUGUGCUUUUCUCACCCGACAUACAUUAAUUCAUAAUUAUCGUGCCAGUUAUCGAUAUAUGGCCACUUCGCUCGCUUUGUAAAAACAGACUUAGUUUAAAACGUCGCGGAGAUACCAUUUGAAUAUUACUACAAGCAGCGUCUAAUUACAACACAUUUUUAACGUGUCCUACCAAUGUAGAGUACACCCAGGGACUGUGAAAUCGGAAAUUUCGUUAACAUGUUUUUCAACGACUUUUACGAAUGUGUAAUAAAUCGAAUCAAAUUAAUAUAAUAAUUUUUUUAGCUCAGUUAGCAGUUGAAUUCAAGGAAGUUAGUGUGUUACAGUCCUUUGUAAAAACAAAGUUAGCUAAAUUUUUAGUUUUUGAUGCCGCUCGUAUCGAACGGCAUCGAAGGUAUUUUCAGGUUAUUUAUCGAUCAUUCAUGUAUACUACACUACAAUAUAGAUAAAAUAAAUUCCAAAUUGUUGAUAUACGUAUGUGUAGGUAGGAAAUGUAUUAUUUAAUAUAAUACUUAGCAAGGUUAACCAUUCAAAAUGACUUCUCAGUUAUAAUUCGAGUUAACGACAGUGUCAAUUGUGUGUGAUAACUAUGACUAUGGUUUUAUGACUCGUUGAUAUUGGCCAAGGUUCCCAACCAACUAAAAGAUGCAUAUCUUUUGCUUACACACUAAACGCAUAAUAAACCUGAAUUCCUACUUUCGAAAUCGACAACUCCGACAACCAACGAACAAAA
This is a messenger RNA of Varroa destructor (honeybee mite), 3015 nucleotides long. RefSeq lists its product as uncharacterized. The record is from RefSeq and is a predicted model, not a curated record. Lineage: Eukaryota; Metazoa; Arthropoda; Arachnida; Mesostigmata; Varroidae.